AUCUUACUUUAGUUAGAGCAGCCACGGCAAAGGCGAGGAUCUCAUCCUUGCAAGCUACGUUGGAGAAAGUUGGCGGGGUCAGGACAGGGUACUUGAGGAUUUUUUCGUGAGCCGUCGCACCACGACCAACCGACAUUGUCCAGUCCCCAUCAACGUCCAAUUGGCUCCCUUACGAGCUGAUUUAUGACAUUAACGAAAAAGGAAGGCAAUGCUGUGUUCGGCCCUUUUCUUCUCUGUUUCACCCAUAAACGGAAAGAGUAUUUUAUUUAGGUUCUUAGCCGAGGAACUUGCUUUUAGUUAGGGCCGGGACUCGAACGAGGAAAAUGCAGCUGCCAGUUGCUAUAGUGGAACAUCUGGGGUAGUUGGUUGUAGUAGGUAGGAUACGUAGCCCUCGAUGUGGUAAUACGUCGCUGAUUACAUGGUAGUUAAUCCGAGCAUCACGCGCGCUACAUUUGUGCGCGAAUUCGGUGGGUGAUAAUGAACAUCGGUCAUGGAUGUACAAGUGGAGUAAAAGAUGGAUGGGGUACAAGAUCCCGAGUCGCCUUCAUUUUCCUAGCUUUUUUUUUCUGUUUCCUUCCCAUCGACGUUGUGGCAUAGCGAGCAACCUCAAUAUGUCGACAGAUAUCACCGACCGAAAGGAUGCAACGCUCGAGGACAAGCAAAUCGAUGAGACGUUCGCUGUCGGUGAGAAGGUUGCGGCUGACAAGGCAGACGUGCUACAUUCCGAUGUCUUGAUUAACCAGCAACUUAUGGACGAUGCUGUCGACGGCGAGAACCGCGAACACGAGAUGAGCAUGUUGGCUGCGGUCAAACAAUACCCCUGGGCUUGCUUUUGGGGGUCUGUAAUGUGCUUCACCAUCGUCAUGGAGUCGUUUGAUAUGUUCCUGAAUGGAAAUUUUAUUGUGAUUGACGCGUUUAAAGAGCGUUAUGGUGUCUGGGUCGAGGGAGACGGUUGGACUAUCGAAACUAAAUGGCAGAGUGCCCUCUUUCAAGCUGGGCAAUGCGGUGCUUUUGUCGGUGUCUUUUUGGCUGGUCCCAUCACUAACCGCAUUGGCUACCGCUGGACUACUAUGAUGGGCCUGAUUCUCAUGAACGCCACGAUCUUCGUUUCCUUUUUUGCCAACUCGCUUGCCCUGCUUGUGGUAGGGCAGGCGUUAGAGGGUGUUCCUUGGGGACUCUUCAUUGCAAAUUCCCCCGCCUACGCUAGCGAAAUUGUUCCUCUUGUCCUUCGCGGAGCCUGCACAGCUACUUUGCAAACGAGUUGGUCUAUUGGAUCAAUUAUUGUCGCUGGCGUCACGUACAGCUUCAAUCAGCAAAAGGGUGAGUGGUCGUGGAGAAUACCUCUUGCCCUGCAGUGGAUCUUCCCUACCCCCCUCUUGAUCCUUAUCUUUUUCGCCCCCGAAUCCCCCUGGUGGCUUGUUCGUCACGGACGCAAAGAGGAGGCACUUCGCUCCAUCAAGCGCCUUGGCAGCGGAUCUGAAGACCAUGCUCUACAAUCACUUGCCAUGAUGGAACGAACUGUUGAGAUCGAGAACUUGGCAGGUGGUUCCCCUACUCUCCUCGAUCUUGUUAAGGGCACCGAUUUAAGGCGAACCAUUAUCACCUGCUUGAUCUACGCGUCACAAAACUUUGCUGGCAACCUGAUUGCGAACCAGGCCACUUUUUUCUUCACACAGGCUGGGAUUGACACCGACAAGGCAUUCCAGCUCAACCUCAUCAAUGCGUGUCUUCAAUUCAUUGCUAACAUACUCGCGUGGCCUCUUACCAACUGGUUCGAUCGCCGAGCCAUCUAUCUCUAUGGCACAGCCACCAACGUCACCCUCCUCUUUCUCCUCGGUAUCUGUGCGUCUAUCUCACAAAGCUCGGCAACCAACUACGCCCAGGCUGUUCUAGGUAUAGCUAUCUCCUUCAUUUACGCCCUUGCUAUCGGACCGAUCUCUUACACCAUUAUCGCGGAGACAUCAUCCGUUCGCCUUCGUGCUUUGAGUACCGGUGUCGGUCGUGCCGCCUACUAUGUCGCUGAGAUCCCCAUGAUCUAUCUCUCAUCGCAGAUGCUCAACCCAACAGGGUGGAACUUGGCAGGAAAGUGCGGUUAUAUCUGGGGCAGUACUGCUUGCGUCUGCUUCGGUAUGGCUUUCUUCUUCCUACCUGAGCUCAAGCAUCGCUCCUACCGCGAGAGCGAUAUCUUGUUCAACCGCAAGGUUCCAGCUAGAAAGUUCAAGUCGACCAUCAUUGACCCUAAGGAUAACGAGUAAGGUGUGGUAAUCGGCAAAAUUGACACUAUACUUUGUGAGAUUCAGUGUCGUGGCGACUGCGAAGAGAGUCUUCUUAGAUUCGGAGGAGGCCGGAAUGUUUUAGAGCAUUGAGGGGCUUGUAUAGUCUAUCUCUAGAGGCGAAGCGACAUCUGGGAUGUGCCGGCUAUUAUAUUAGCUACUGUUGCUCCAGUGGGUCAUAUUUAUAUCCUUCUUUAGCACUAUAUGAUUAGUGCCGGUGGCUAGUGGCUGUGAUUUAAAGAGAUACCCUGGGAAUCUGUAUUCUAGAGCGUGGUUAAUAUAUGGAUGU
Pseudogymnoascus verrucosus is the source of this 2562-nucleotide messenger RNA. RefSeq lists its product as uncharacterized. Gene Ontology annotation, cellular component: membrane. The coding region runs from base 495 to 2255 and encodes 586 amino acids. The record is from RefSeq and is a predicted model, not a curated record. NCBI's taxonomy places the organism in Eukaryota, Fungi, Ascomycota, Leotiomycetes, Thelebolales, Thelebolaceae. Gene Ontology annotation, biological process: transmembrane transport; carbohydrate transport. The transcript is spliced from 5 exons. Gene Ontology annotation, molecular function: carbohydrate:proton symporter activity.